Hyposmocoma kahamanoa is the source of this 1782-nucleotide messenger RNA. Its product is annotated as aladin-like. The record is from RefSeq and is a predicted model, not a curated record. Gene Ontology annotation, cellular component: nuclear pore. The transcript has 6 exons. Bases 1 to 1422 code for a protein of 473 amino acids. NCBI's taxonomy places the organism in Eukaryota, Metazoa, Arthropoda, Insecta, Lepidoptera, Cosmopterigidae. Gene Ontology annotation, biological process: nucleocytoplasmic transport. Gene Ontology annotation, molecular function: protein binding.
AUGUCUGCUUUCCACGGAUUCCCUGAAUUACCAGGACCAGAGGACAUGGCCUUUUGCAAGUUAAACGAGGUUUACUGCUGUGCGAAUGCACAAUAUGGAAACAUUGGCACUUUUACUCAGACUACGAAAACACACCCUCUAAUCAACGUAACUAGGGAUGCACACUACCACCGCCCGUCAGACGAAAACAUUAACGUGUAUUUGGACGUGGAAGAUAAUUUACUCAAGAAAAUGACAAGUGUGUUUGUGCAACAAGGUUUUGUUGAAGCCCUAGGCGUCGCUGCGGAUCCUCAAAUCAACCGUGAUAGUCCUGCACUGGCAUUAACAGCGUCUUACUUGUUAAAAAUAGCGAAUGCCUUCACGACGCUUCGGUACUUCUUGCAGCCGCAUUUAAAAGACAUAGGUCCUAAAAUCGUCGCUAAUUACUCUAGGACUAGGAACUGGUGUAAUGCGCCUAUGAAAUGUAUGGCAUGGCACCCGCACACGACUAAAAUUGCAGUAGCUACUGCUGAUGAUAAUGUACGAGUGUAUUGCAAUGAAGCAGCUUUCGUAUCUACAUUAAAAUGCAAGGCACAAGGACAUGUGUCUUCGCUUAGCUGGAGACCCUUCUCAGCUUCUGAGAUAGCUGUCGGCUGUGAGCAGGGAGUGAUUGUGUGGUCAGUGGAUCCCAAUUCCAUGUUUACAAAGCCUUCGUCAAGCAACGCUGUUGUUUUAAAAAGAUCUGGUCACAGCCCAGUCACUGAUGUGAGCUGGUCUCCAAAUGGAGACCUACUGAUCAGCUGCAGUGGAGCAGACACCUCUAUGCUCAUCUGGGAUGUAGCUAUGGAAGCUGCAGUGCCAUUGAAAAGAGUUGCUGGUGGUGGUGUUGUAUUUGCUAGGUGGUCUUUAGAUGCUGGCAAGGUCUUUGCUGCUACAUCUUCUAUUAUAUUCAGAGUAUGGGACACUACGCAAUGGACACCAGAACGUUGGGUUGCGCGCGGGUGCCGCGUCGUUGCAGCUUGCUGGGGCCCAAAGGACAUUCUACUGUUUGCUGCUAAGGGAGAACCUAUGGUGUAUUCACUCAUUAAUACUGGACUUUUAAGCGGUGCCCAAACAAGCAAGGCUCAGCCAGCUCUGGAUGUGACAAAAGUGGAACUACCAUCGGGUGAUAUAGUAGGUGGGCCUAUACUCGACAUGUGUUGGGACCCUACUGGACGGUACCUGGCUCUUUUAUUCGAAGAAUCCUAUAUGAUCGCAGUGUUCUGCACUACUCAGCUUAUGAUGCAGCUAAAGAUUAGUCCUUGCUGCUUCAUACCAGGCAUAGACAACGAGAUGCCUCUAACAAUGGCGUUCCAACAGAACUUCGCAGACGGUGCUUGCCUCACCAUAGCCUGGUCCAGCGGUCGCGUCCAGCACUUCCCCAUCAUUUACACAGACUACUGACACAUAGAGACACCUGAUUGCUUUUACAUGCCCCUCCAGAGGUACUGAGGCAAUGUUUAACGGAAACUGUUAGUGAUCGUGACUUGAAAAAAGGAAAAUGAUGGAGAAGAGAAAAUAAUUAUGUCGUUAUUUCUUUCCGACUGAAUACCGGCCUGAUUAAAAUAGGACGCCUCAUGUACAGUAUCUAAUAAAAAUCGAGAUUUCUUAACACUUCCGCCGCCCUUUAACUAAAACGAGGCUAUGUGACAAAUGGUCAAAUCGACUCAUCCGAAGAACAAAGUCCGAUGUGAUUAUUAGCAAAAAGAGAAUAAGUACGUUAUGAGAAUAAUUUCGUUAUUCAAACUAAGACCUAUCUAAAGG